AUGUCGAUAAGAUAUCGAUUAAAACGAAAUAGUGGUCUUGUAAACGAUCCAAUUCCAGUUUAUCCUGACGCCAUUUAUCGACCAAAAAAUCGACCAGUACCAGUUAAUAUUCCAUCAAUAGAUUCUAAGAAACUAGAACCGCGUAUAAUGCCUAAAAGUGCACCACAAAUUGCACCACUUGCUGCAAAUGAAAGCGGUUAUUCACUUUGGUGGAUCAUUGGUCCAUUACUUGCUGUAUUCAUAGCAAUGAUUAUUGGUGCUUUGGUUUAUGUAGCGAAGAAAAAAAAUGCUUCACAGCAAGAAAAUGAUUCGAAAAACCGAGAAACAGAUAAUUCCGAAGAUGAUAAUAAUAUACUGUUAAAAAAUAUGAAGUCAAAUACAAUAUCGAAGGAACAACAAAGAACAUUACCACCAAUAUCUCUUGCCACGAAAAGUCCAAGUUAUUCCGAAAGUUUAUUAUCAUCAUCAGCAGUGAGUCCAACAUCUUCAGCACUUUCAAGUACAUCAAAUCUUGAUAAACUGAACGACAAAUCAAGUAAACAAAAUUCUGACGCAAAUAUAAAUAAGAAAGAAUAUCAACGGAAUAAAACAUUCUCAUCAAAUGAUAUUAAAAAAAUUGAUUCACAAAAUCAUACUGAACCAUUCAAAACACAACAAAAUAAUAAAAUAUUUUCUCCUAGUGAAAUCAAUGAUUUAAAUGUCGCGGCAUCAUCUGAUCGUGAUUAUAUUCAUGACUUAAAUUCACCUGAACAACAUGGAAUUGGUAAAAGUCCAUUGAUAUCUAGUAUACCUACAGGAUCAAAACGUAAUGAAAAAGAAAAAUCACCAAAAGAUAAAAUCUCGAAUUUAAAUGAGUUAACAAAUAAAAAUAUAAUUCAAACAUCAAAAACAGACGAAAUUAAAUUUGGUAAAUAUUAUCUUCAUAAUUAUAGAGAAAAAAAAUUCUAUUCGAUUGAAUUAGAUAAAGAUAAUUCUGAUCAGUCAAAUUUUGUUAAUCAAGAUAAAACAUUAAUACAUAUGCCAAAUGUUCCUCAAUGUAAAACAAGUAGAUCAUCGGAUGAUGAUAAUGAUGAAUUUGAUGAAUUUUAUCCUGUCUCUAUUAAUAAUUCUACAAAUCAACAAAAGACAAAUUCAAAUAUAAAUGCAUUAAAGAAUCGAAAAAAACGAACUUUACGUAUACAAAAAUCUUUAACAAAACAUUCUCAUUUUAAAAGACAAAAUUUUUAA
Adineta steineri is the source of this 1227-nucleotide messenger RNA. The record is from the annotation of a GenBank genome assembly. NCBI's taxonomy places the organism in Eukaryota, Metazoa, Rotifera, Eurotatoria, Adinetida, Adinetidae.